This is a messenger RNA of Cuscuta epithymum, 1842 nucleotides long. Lineage: Eukaryota; Viridiplantae; Streptophyta; Magnoliopsida; Solanales; Convolvulaceae. The record is from the annotation of a GenBank genome assembly.
GAGGAAGCUUGCGGAACACUGGAAGAGAAAGCGUCGCUUGAAUGUGAAAGUAGGAAGAGUGAACGUCUGACCGAGGACCGCUGCCGCCCAGCGCCACCCUGCUACCGCGCCCCGCCUCCAGCCUCCAGCCUCCAGCCUCCAGAACCACGACCACACCACCCGCACUCCACACUACCACAGACCAACAGUCCGGUGCAAGGGGAAGUGAAGUCACCAAACGGUUUGACAACUUAUAAGUCGCCAUCCGGUUUGGCGACUUACCCCAACCCGGAUUAAACCCACCGAGUAGAGCGGAUUUUGCAGUUCAGUGUUUGAGAGAGAAAGGCGAAGGAGAAAGGAUGGGUGGAGUUGUUAAGGAGUUGAAAUCAAAGGAAGAGCUUAACAAGGUUAUCGCCGAUGGGUCGCCGGUGGUUGUGCACUUCUGGGCCACAUGGUGUGAGGCUUCCAAGCACAUGGACCAAGUCUUCUCCCACCUCUCCACUGAUUUCCCUCAUACUCACUUCCUCAGGGUUGAAGCUGAAGAGCAGCCAGAAAUUUCAGAUGCAUAUUCAGUCUCAGCAGUUCCUUAUUUUGUUUUCUUCAAGGAUGGCAAAACCGUAGAUACACUGGAAGGCGCUGAUCCAUCUGCUCUGGCCAACAAGGUUUCCAAAUUUUCGGGGAAAAUAACACCUGGAGAACCUGCUGCUCCAGCUAGCCUAGGAAUGGCUGCUGGGGCAACUAUUAUAGAGACAGUGCAAAACCUUGCCAAAGACAAUGCCACUUCUUCACAAGUUGAAAGCCGAUCACCUGAACCAUCUGGCCUGAGUGCUGCACUAAAAACCCGUCUUGAAGGCCUGGUUAAUUCUUGCCCAGUUAUGCUUUUUAUGAAGGGAAAGCCUGAGGAGCCCAAAUGUGGGUUCAGUCGCAAAGUAGUGGACAUCCUUAAGCAUGAGAAAAUUGAUUUCAAGAGUUUUGACAUCCUCACAGAUGAUGAAGUUCGCCAAGGACUGAAAGUCUACUCCAACUGGUCAAGCUAUCCUCAACUUUACCUAAAGGGCGAGCUCAUUGGUGGGUCUGAUAUUGUAUUAGAGAUGCAAAAGAGUGGGGAGCUCAAGAAGGUUUUGCUUGAGAAGGGUAUUAUCGGGAUAGAUGAACGGUUGAAGGAAUUGGUGAGUUCUUCUCCUGUGAUGCUUUUCAUGAAAGGUUCACCGGACGCUCCGAGAUGCGGCUUUAGCUCGAAGGUGGUAAAGGCUUUGAAUGAGGAGGGGGUUGAGUUUGGGUCAUUUGAUAUAUUGACCGAUGAGGAAGUGAGGGAGGGAUUGAAGGCAUUCUCCAACUGGCCGACAUAUCCGCAGCUCUACUACAAAGGGGAGCUGAUUGGUGGCUGUGACAUAAUUUUGGAGUUGAAGAACAAUGGUGAGCUCAAGUCUAUUCUAUCUGAAUAAGUAUUAAUCAUUUACAUAUAUAAAGAGAAUGAUUUCUGCCUGGCUUGCUUUGCUUUGCUUUGCUUUGCUAAAUAGUAGUUGAACAAUAUCCGAGAUGCAAGGCAUAUUGUGGACUAUCACCUAGUGUUCUCCAUUUUUGGUUAUGUUUUUGGUCCAAGCACUGUGUUUGAUUUGAACAAAAGUUUAUAACUUCCCCGUGUCCCUGUGCGGGCUAUUACAAAUUGUGAUGACGUCUUAAAAUCAGUCUAGUUUCUUUGAACGUUAAUCCUUUAGCUAUAUGUUAGCAGCUUCCUCCGUCUUAUACACUUUCUGUCAUGCUCAGUCCAAGAUAUUUACUGUAUAAAUUUCGGUAAGAUCUAGUUUAUGCAACUCAUUAGUUAUUUAGUUCUAUUUACAUUUUUAAUUAUUUAUUAUUAUG